Molecule: messenger RNA, 1025 nt
Organism: Raphanus sativus (radish)
Lineage: Eukaryota; Viridiplantae; Streptophyta; Magnoliopsida; Brassicales; Brassicaceae
Product: F-box/kelch-repeat protein At2g44700-like
Exons: 1
Molecular function (GO): protein binding
Source: RefSeq, a predicted model, not a curated record
AACAUCACUCUCUACAUCUGCUUCAUGCACACAACCGAUGAAGUCGACACCCCGUACUGGUUCACUCUCCGCAGAACUGAGAAUAACAACAACCAGUUCGUCUCCUUCGACCUCGCGUUUCCUGAUCCUGACGAGCCAAUGCCUUCCAUCAUCGCUUACGGUCCGGAGAUUUUCUUUAUCUCGGGAUCACUCGUUCCCUCUUCAACCAUGUGGAUCUUUGACACUCGAACCAACAAGUUUCGGCGAGGACCGAGUAUGAAAGCGGACCACUUUUUCAAGAGCGUGGGGUUGGUGGGGAGUAAGGUAUACGUGGUGGGAGGCAAUACGAGCGACGAGAUUCAUCAAGCUGAAUCAUUCGACGUAAAGACUCGUCAAAGUUGGGAACCGGCGCCGCGUCCUGUCAAAGAAAGGCCGAAUCUUUCGACUGCUGACGUGUCGUUAGACAGGAAGGUUUGCUCGUUGAUGGCUGCUGGAGAAACUGUUUGCUACAACACUGGAGAUGGUUCCUGUGAGGUUUUCGCGUUGCCAAAAGAUCUGUGGUGGAGAACUGGCGUGUGUGUGAUGGGCAAUGUGCUCUAUGUUUACUACGCUAGGUUCGGGUUGAUGUGGUAUGACACUGAGCUGAGGCUGUGGAGAAGAGUUAAUGGUUUGGAUGAUCUCAAGAAGGUUCGGUAUGUUGCAAUGGCGGAGUACUAUGGGAAGAUGGCGUUUUUGUGGAGAGAUUUUGCUGUUGUUGGUAGUGUGAUGGAGGAGAUUUGGUGUAGGAUGAUUGGUUUGGAAAGGAGUGAAGAAGGGAUCACUGGGAUUGCAGAAACGGCUCAGCUUGUAGGGUGUGUCCCUAGUGGCUAUACGUUGCAGCACUGUCUAUUAGUUUCAGAGUAAAGAGGAUAGAUAGACUGGAGCUAAUUAUUUUUGAAGUGUGUUGAUAGAUACAAUGCUCUGUUUCUUUUGUUUCUGCUGCAUCUUUCCAAAGACUGACAGAAGAUUGCUCUGUUUUUGUUACAAUAGAUGGUUUGAUAUGCUCG